Molecule: messenger RNA, 3260 nt
Organism: Cannabis sativa
Lineage: Eukaryota; Viridiplantae; Streptophyta; Magnoliopsida; Rosales; Cannabaceae
Product: probable serine/threonine-protein kinase At1g54610
Exons: 8
Coding region: 1028-2809 (593 amino acids)
Biological process (GO): positive regulation of transcription elongation by RNA polymerase II; protein phosphorylation
Cellular component (GO): nucleus; cyclin-dependent protein kinase holoenzyme complex
Molecular function (GO): cyclin-dependent protein serine/threonine kinase activity; ATP binding; RNA polymerase II CTD heptapeptide repeat kinase activity
Source: RefSeq, a predicted model, not a curated record
CUAUUUUUGUCUUAAACCUAACUUUUUUUUUUUAUGUAUUUAUUCUUAAUGAGUAUGGGCAUUUAUUAAAAUUGGCUGAUGUCUAGAAUAGUUCUUCAAAAAAAUUCAUUGAUUAAGUUAUUAAUAUAUCAAACCAAACCUGUUCUCAAUGCUCCCGGCCCCAUGAACGACAUGUCGUUCUAGAAUAAAAAAGACAUUUUUUUUAAACAUCAAAGCCUGGGAAUUUCUUACAAAGGAACCAUUUUUACUUGUCCAAAAAGCUCACCUGCCUAAGCUUGAUAUGAUUAAUCCUCCCCAUUGAUAAAAAGAAGACAGAAGAAAUUUGGUUGAAAUUAUAAUAAAUCAUAUCCUUUUUUUUAACCAGGAAAAAAAAAAAGAAAAAAGAAAGAAAGAAAGAGAAAACUUGGCAGUGAGGUUAGGAUUAAAAAAUCCAAGGCAGGAGAGGAGAGAGACAGGAGGAGUUCAGUUCUGGGGGUUUGACUUGUGAAUUGGAAGAUCUGCUUUGGUACUCCUUUUAUUCGUCCUCUUGUCUGGAGCCAGAAAAGACGGCCAUCAUCAUAGAACUCACAACCCCAUCAAUCGUUCCAUAUAUAAACAUACCUCAAAAUCUAUUUUCUUUUUCCUUUCUAGAAGAUUCUUACCAAUUACGAACUCAGAUUUAAUCUCAGUAAGUCACUACUUUUACUCUGAACUCCUCUCUCUUUCUAUCUAUUUCUAUGUAUAAGCGUUUUUGUUUUUAUGUUGUUCUUGAUGAUGUUGGAUCACUGACCUUUUUCAACUCUAACUUUUCUUCAUUCUGAACCCUCUUUUUUUCUCUUAAAAUUCUACAAGUUUCAGUCUUUUCCUUUUGCCCAGAUCAGUUCUUUUUUACUUCUAAGCUUUAUUUGAAGAAAACCCAGAUCAAAUAUUUGACUUUAAGCUUAUUCUAACAAAACCCAGAUCAUAUUUCUUUCUCGAGCUUUUACUAGCUACCUCUAGUUUCUCUAAUCAUGUGAUUAGUUUGCGAGAUGAGGCUUAGAUUCAAGAUAUGGGUUGUGUGUUUGGGCGAGAGGUAUCAUCAAGAACAGUGUCCGAGUCCAAGAGGGAGAGUAGGGAUUCGAGUGUAGCAUCCACAACAAGGAAAGUAGAUGAGGUUUCGAUAGGGAAGGUAGAAGAAAACAAUGUUGUUGAGGCUCAUGAGGAGGGGACCACAACUGAAACCCAGAGCCAGAAGGAGAAAAAGGGUGAUGGAGGAGGAGAUCAGAGGCCACCCAAAGAGGGAAGAAGAAGGUCGAAGCCCAAUCAAAGGUUGAGUAAUCUGCCCAAGCAUGGUCGAGGAGAGCAGGUGGCAGCUGGCUGGCCAGUCUGGCUCACCGACGCAUGUGGGGAAGCUCUCGAUGGUUGGAUUCCAAGGAGGGCUGACACGUUUGAGAAGAUUGAUAAGAUUGGAUCAGGUACAUACAGUAAUGUUUACAAAGCUAAAGAUAUGUUGACGGGUAAAAUUGUUGCUCUAAAGAAGGUUAGAUUUGACAAUCUGGAGCCUGAGAGUGUGAAGUUUAUGGCUAGAGAAAUUCUAAUUUUGCGGAGAUUGAAUCAUCCUAAUGUUGUAAAGCUGGAGGGUUUGGUUACGUCGAGGAUGUCGUGUAGUUUGUAUCUGGUCUUUGAGUACAUGGAGCAUGAUCUUGCUGGACUUGUUGCAAGCCCAGAUAUCAAAUUCACAGAGCCCCAGGUCAAAUGCUACAUGCAUCAACUACUAUCUGGGCUUGAGCACUGUCACAACCGUGGUGUUCUUCAUCGUGACAUAAAAGGAUCAAAUCUUCUAAUUGACAAUGAAGGGGUACUUAGGAUUGCUGAUUUUGGAUUGGCAUCUUUCUUCGAUCCAAACCACAAGCAUCCCAUGACUAGUCGAGUAGUGACUCUAUGGUAUCGACCUCCAGAACUUCUUCUUGGGGCUACUGAUUAUGGCGUGGGUGUGGACCUGUGGAGUGCAGGCUGCAUUUUGGCUGAAUUAUUGGCUGGGAAGCCCAUAAUGCCUGGUCGUACAGAGGUGGAGCAACUACAUAAGAUAUACAAACUAUGCGGCUCACCAUCUGAUGAUUAUUGGAGAAAAGCAAGGUUGCCAAAUGCUACCUUGUUUAAGCCUCGAGAGCCUUACCGGAGAUGUAUAAAAGAAACAUUCAAAGAUUUCCCACCAUCUUCACUGCCCCUUAUUGAUUCUCUUCUUGCAAUUGAUCCAGCUGAACGUAAGACAGCUACAGAUGCUUUACGUAGUGAGUUCUUCAUGACAGAACCAUAUGCUUGUGAACCUUCUAGCCUCCCAAAGUAUCCUCCAACCAAGGAGAUAGAUGCUAAGCGUCGAGAUGAUGAAGCUCGGAGACAAAGAGCUGCUAGUAAAAACCAGCCUGAAAUUGCAAAGAAACCACGCAUUCGGGAGCGUUCUGUUAGAGCUAUGCCUGCUCCAGAAGCCAAUGCUGAGCUUCAAGCUAAUAUUGAUCGACGACGUCUAAUCACACAUGCAAAUGCAAAGAGCAAAAGUGAGAAAUUUCCUCCACCACACCAAGAUGGGGCAGUUGGCUUUCCCGUGGGAUCUUCACAUCAUAUUGAUCCUUCUGCUGUUCCUACUGACGUACCUUUCAGUUCAACCUCAUUCACUUACCAGAAAGGACCAACACAAACUUGGUCAGGUCCAUUGGUAGACUCAACCGGGGCUGGUGCUACAAGGAGGAAGAAGCAUGCUGCAGGUGAUGGACGAGAUACUUCAAAAUCUCAGUCUUCCCAUAGAGAUAGACACGAAGAUGCUCGAGUUAAAGGAAAGAGGAGUGUGGCUUAGACUUUCACACUGCAUACAAUCAAAAUCAUUGCAUUGGUCUGUUGGGUGCCUCUCUGCUGUCUGCUGAUAUAAACUUUGGGAGUGGCAGCAGGCUAUUCAGGGCAAGUGAAUAAGCAAAUCAUCACAGCUUCUCACAGGAUAGUGUAACUGUAAUGUUUGGUAAAGAAAAAAAAAAAGAAUGAAAGAAAGAAAGGUUCAGGGAUAAAAGCAACCAAUUUUUAUUUUUAUUUUUAUUUUUUAUAAUACCCCAUUUUCAUUUUUCUCUCCUUUUCUUUUCCCCUUCCCUAUCUCAAAGAAAAUUAUUUUUGUUGAAUUUGUUGGAUGGUAAGACACUGCCUCUAUUAUGUAUAUCUUGAUUCUUUCUCUGGAGAUUGUGGUGUUGAAAAUUGGGACACUUCGUUAAAUAGUGAAGAGAUCUAAUAUAUGCUCGAGAGCCUCUUUUUAUGUCUCA